AUGAUCCAUGAGCGUUCAAACCUCGCUGAAGAUGAAGCAGCCUUGCACUCUUUGAUUGAUGCCGACCGUGAAGCCCUUAUCCGUGACAAGAAAAUCCUUCUCUUUCAACUGAUGUGUCGCGAUGCUGGAGUGGAUGAUGAAGGAUUGGGUGAUUUGAUCGCCAGUGGAGUUAAGUUGACUGGACAAGGUGAAUCCUCUCGGCAAUUCGAGGAAGAACUGAAACCGCCGGCCAUUUCCAAUGUUGAUCUCAUGAGGUCGUCGAAGUGGACUCGUAGAAAGAUAUUGGGGCGCAGCAACCUCCAUGUUCCGGAUAACGUGCGUGAACAAGUCUGGCAAGGAGCACUGGAUGAGGCACAGAAGGGGUGGCUCACUGGUCCCCUCACAGAGCUGGAGCUUCGUGGACAGUUGGGACCCAUGUUUGUCGUCACAGCUGAAGCCCUUUUCGAUUUGCUGGGCUGGCGUGUGUCUAUGAAAGAGAGUAAACGAGUUCCCAUGCCUGACACCUUUGAAGCCCUGGGUGUCACUUUUGAUUUCACUGCCUCUGAAAAUGGUGUGGUGAUGGUACGCAACAAGCCCUCUAGGAUUUUGCAAAUUUGCUCGGAACUUGAUCGAAUCUUACAUUCUGGUUGCCUAUCAAUUUCGGAGGCUACAUCGCUGCGAGGUAAGCUUCAGUUUGCAGAGACCCAUACAUUUGGCCGUGUGCUGGCAUCGCAUUUGCAGAUGUUCCACAAGCGUGCCUCGGGACAAUUGAGCGACAGUGUUAUUUCAGAGACGAUGAGGCAUGAACUUCUCUGGAUACGUGAUUUCAUGACUGAAGAUAUACCCCGCAAACUGCUGAGUGGUAUGGCUGACUAUAAGCUGUGUAUAUUUACAGAUGCUUCACUCGAAGGUUCGGAUUCUCAUGCUGGUGUGGGCAUGGUAGCCUUGUAUGUAUGUGGUGGUCAGAUUCAACAGAAGUUUUUCUUUUCGGAUGUGGUCCCUGCCUGGAUCCUCUCCUUGCUGCAAUGCCGUACUCCCAAGAUCAUCUCUACUUUGGAGCUUCUCUCUGCUGUGAUGGCGAUACAUUUACUCGAGGAUAAAUUUCAGAACAUACGCGUCAUGCUCUUUGUAGAUAAUGAAGCUGCUAGGGCAUCCCUGAUCUCAUUGAAGAGCUCCUUGGAAAUCCACCAGUGUUUGCUGAGAAAUGGGAGUUUGGCAGUUCGAAGGAGCGGCCUUUACCUUUGGACUGCCCGUGUGCCGUCUUCGAGCAACCCAUCGGAUGAACCGUCGCGUGAAUUGGUUGACAAACUCCUCAAUGCAGGAUUUUGUCGACUCAGUGUUAGUUGGAACCUAGCUCACGUCCUGACCUCAGAGAAGAAAUGUAUUUGCUUGCUCCUCAUGUUGAUUCCAGUUUGCUCCCGCUGUGCAUGUCCAAGAGGGGAUAAACCAAUGCACACACAUGUUGAUGCUCUCGUGGUGAUGUACCACAUAAAUCAUAUGUUUGGAUUCACUUGUGCAUAUGUUGAUGGUUGUGAACGCGAGGAAAUGCGUCGAGGACCUCCCCAGUUAUUCAAAAAGGACUGGCCGCAGGUGCAGGACUUUAGUGAGACAUCAUGGUAUGUGAAUGAGAUAAACAAGAACAGGUUGACAAGUUGUUAUUAUCCUUCUUUGUUUAGGGAGUGA
Messenger RNA from Cladocopium goreaui, 1662 nucleotides. The record is from the annotation of a GenBank genome assembly. Lineage: Eukaryota; Dinophyceae; Suessiales; Symbiodiniaceae.